AUGAACGACAGCGUGUCAGCACCGAACAUCAUCGAGAGAGGGGUCUUUUUGAACAGACGAAAGAAGCAAAUACAGCUGUCUCACAUGAAACAGCGGACUAUUCUCGCGCUGGCGCUUCUUAUCCAAGUGACUUUGCAGUGGGCGUGGGGAGUUCUUAUGUUUGUUUCUCCAUCUUACAGCCAGACAGCAUGUAGCGCCAAUACCGUACUGCUGUUCUUUUUUGUGCCGUUAACUGCCCAAGAAAUCAAUGACGACAAGUUCUACGUCUGGGUCCUCUGGCUGCUAUUUUGUUUGGGAAUCACACUGCUUCUGACGAUCGUUCUGUCGGUGUCGAGUAGAACUAGAGCGGGAAAGACGCUCUCGCGGCGAUCGACGCUCUCCUCUCCCGAAACCUCAGCUUCGACUCCCGUAUACAGGCAGCUAUAUAAUACUGCAAUUGCAUCUAUACCCCCGUGGCAGGACCGCAAGAAGCAGCUUAUCUUCUGGGGGAACAUUGGUUUCGCGUGCCUCUGGAUCUUGUACAUAGUUUUAUCUGAACUACAAAUCCGCAUCAACUGCAUCUUCGAUGGAGAGAACAAUUUUGGAGGCUUUGGACAGAUCACUGCGCUAUUUCUGGCACUUACACCCGUCUGGAGCCUGACCGUCGCUUUAUACCGCUAUCCAAGUCAGCUGAGGAGACGACGCCGCAGAGAGUUGGAAGCGCUGGCUGCCGCUGCAAACGUGCGCACCAUGAGCCCGGAUACUCACAGCCACGGAGAAGCAUCUCCGCACCCGAUAACCUUCCAGCGGCAGUCUCCCACAAAUACUCGCUCUGCUGCCUCCUCGAGAGUUCGCCAAGGGAGGAGAAUGUCGACGAUGCGCAGCGCAAACGGUGGUGGAGAUUACAUAGAGCUACAGCUUCUCCCAGGAAACUCUAGUCGAGAUUAA
Messenger RNA from Fibroporia radiculosa, 927 nucleotides. RefSeq lists its product as uncharacterized. The transcript is spliced from 4 exons. NCBI's taxonomy places the organism in Eukaryota, Fungi, Basidiomycota, Agaricomycetes, Polyporales, Fibroporiaceae. The record is from RefSeq and is a predicted model, not a curated record. The coding region runs from base 1 to 927 and encodes 308 amino acids.